Messenger RNA from Cladocopium goreaui, 1786 nucleotides. NCBI's taxonomy places the organism in Eukaryota, Dinophyceae, Suessiales, Symbiodiniaceae. The record is from the annotation of a GenBank genome assembly.
AGAGCGCCGCAUUUGUUGGCAUCGAAGCCAGGCCAGUCUUGUUCCAAGGCGCAGUGCCAGUGUUGUAGCUUUUUCCCACAACCUGCCAAAAGCAAUGGCCAACCCAGCUUUGACCGACGAUGCCGUGAGCCCAGGCGCAGUUGCUUGGGUCUUGACCUCAACGGCAUUCGUGUUCUUGAUGACGGCAGGGCUUGGCUUCUUCUAUGGUGGUCUGGUGCGUGACACCAACAUCAUCAACACCAUGAUGAUGAGCGUGGUCUCCAUGGGAAUCGUCACAUUGACUUGGAUGGUGUUUGGCUUUUCAUGGGCCUUCGGUGACAACGGCAUGUUCAUUGGCAACUUCGACUACAGUCUGUGGAUGGGUCUGGACAUGAAGAUGUGGGGCGACUCUGGUCUUCCAGGUCUUGUGUUCGCUGCCUUCCAGAUGACCUUUGCCAUCAUUUCUUCUGCAAUCAUUUCCGGCUCGUUGGUGGAGCGCAUGCGUUUCAGUGCUUACUGCAUCAUGCUUGCUCUGUGGUCCCUUCUGAUCUACGCACCUUUGUGCCACUGGGUUUGGGGCCCUGGCGGCUGGAUUGGUGAGAUGGGAGCUUUGGACUUCGCCGGUGGAACUGUGGUUCACAUCAGCUCCGGCGUGUCCGGCCUUGUUGCCGGUGGCAUCCUUGGACCACGCAGGCACGUGGAGAAGGAUUUGGGCCCUGCCAACGUCCCUUUCGUGAUCUUGGGCGGCUGCCUCCUUUGGUUCGGCUGGUUGGGAUUCAACGGCGGUUCUGCGUUGUCCGUCACAGAUGGAGUUGCAGCCCGUGCGGUGGCCACCACUUUCGUGGCUUCAGCCUCAUCCAUGCUGACCUGGUUGGCCCUGGAGCGCAUCUUGAAGGGCAAGUCUACCAGUGUCGGAGCAUCUGUUGGUGCUGUUGCAGGCCUGGUGUGCAUCACACCUGCAGCCGGCUUCGUGACACCCGGCUGGAGCAUCGCAAUUGGUGCCUUGGGAGCUCCUUGGUGUUUCGCUACUGUGGAGAUUGUUAACAGGAUCAACUUGGUGGAUGACACUCUUGAUGCGUUCGGCUUGCAUGGUUCGGGUGGCAUCGCAGGUGCCAUCUUGACCGGCAUUUUUGCAGUGGAAGAUGGCCUCAUCUACACCGGUAGCUUCUUGCUGCUGGGCAAGCAGAUUGCCGGUGCCCUGGCUGGUGUGGCUUUCUCUGCUGUGGGCACUGCCAUCAUUGUCGGAGUCAUGAAGCUGCUGCUGAAGCUGCGCAUUCCAGAGGACCAAGAGGCUGGUGGUGUUGAUCAACACACUCACGGUGAGAGCUACCACAGCCCCGUGAAGCAGUACCCCAAGGCCAAGUCUUCAGAUGUUUCGGAGUCCACUGAGCAGCCAUCUGAGACAGUGUGAAGAUGCUGUCUGGCCGACCUCUUGCGAAGGCAUUCAAGCAAGUAUAGUAGAGACAUGUAGAGACGAGUAUAGGAUGUAUAGGCGGUCUUGUAACAUUUCUUGGCUGAAUUUGUAGAGUCCACAUAAAGAUGGACUACCUGUUCAACUUGCAUGGUCAGUGUCGCUGGGUCAUGACCGACAAUGUUGGUUGAUCCAGCUUUUGUUCUUGAAUGCUGCCCUAUGCCAGCACAAGUUUUAGUCUUAUACUUAUACUCACGGCCGCAGGGCCAAAUUAUGGUGAGAUUUCUUCGACACUCUUUGAGGCUUGGACGGUUGGAGACCGUCAGAGGGAGACGCGCACCCGGCGUGGUCUCGCUUAGGCUUCGAAUCAAGCUACAAGCGCAGAAAGGACAAAAC